Lolium perenne is the source of this 832-nucleotide messenger RNA. Its product is annotated as RING-H2 finger protein ATL39-like. The record is from RefSeq and is a predicted model, not a curated record. NCBI's taxonomy places the organism in Eukaryota, Viridiplantae, Streptophyta, Magnoliopsida, Poales, Poaceae.
AUCUGCCCAAAUCUCCUGCGUGAUAAGGCUCUCGCAGUCGCAGUCGGCCGUAGCCCUCGUUCAUCUACCUACCAGGCCGGCUGCAUAAGUCUUUGAAGCAGAAGCAGCAAGCUCGAUCCAUGGCUUCCUUCGGACCGACGGGUUUGCCAAACUCGGAGCAUGCGCAUCGCAUCAACAGAGGGACGCUGACUUUCAGCUACACCUGCGCUGGCCUCACAGGCACCGCGCUCCUCUUCGUCAUCCUCUUCUUCUGCUACAAGAGCCGCAACCGAGCACCGGUCGCCGCUGCCGUCGCUGCCGCGGCGGAGACCGGAACGGAAGGUCGUCGCUGCGUGGACCUCUCCAAGCUACCGGAGUACGCGUACACACUGUCUGCCAGGCACGGUGGCAGCGGCGACGGUGCGCAGUGCUCGGUGUGCCUUGGCACGCUGCAGGCAGGCGAGAUGAUGCGGAUGCUGCCGUUGUGCAAGCACCUGUACCACGUGGAGUGCAUCGACAUAUGGCUGGUGUCGCACGACACAUGCCCGCUAUGCCGCUCGGAGGUUGAGCCCCCGGAGGAGGACGGCAAGCCUGCGACGACGACGGAGCUGCCGGUAUAGUGCGCCUGGCCGGCCAUCGUAGUUGGUCUCCGGCAAGUUGCACGGUAAUUAGUUGCAGGUUGUCAAACGUGUGAUGCUAGCUAGUUCUACGUAGAGAUGCGAGCGGGAUCCAGCCAAAGUUUUAUUUAUACGGAGUAGUUUAUUUUGUGAUUUCUAUAAUAAGUUUGGCGCCUUAUAUGUAAUGUCAGUAUGUACAUAGUUGUAACUCGUAAUGCAAUUAUAUCAGAAAGUUA